AUGCCAGGAGGUUACAAAGGGGAGUGUGGGGAUGAUGUGGAUCCUAUGGUGUUCCUGGCGGCCUCUGAGAAGGAGCGCCUGGAUGCCAUGAAUGCACCCUACGACAUCAAGCGCUCCUGCUGGGUCAAAGACGACAAGGAGGCGUUUGUAUCUGGAGAUAUUCAGUCUGAAGACGGAGACAGAGUUACUGUCAAGACAUCCAAAGGAACUGCCAGCGACAUGGCCAACCUCACAUUCCUUAACGAGGCCAGCGUUAUGGAAAACCUGCGCAGCCGCUAUGUCAGCAUGAGGAUCUAUACUUACUCAGGCCUUUUCUGCGUGACCAUCAACCCGUAUAAAUGGCUGCCCAUCUAUGGAGCAAAAGUGGCCCAUUUGUACAAGGGGAAGAAACGCAAUGAGGUUCCUCCCCAUCUCUUCUCCGUCUCCGACAACGCCUACCACGACAUGUUGUUAGAUCUGCUGGAGAAAUCUCGGGUGAUAUCCCAGCAGUCUACAGAAAGAGGAUACCACAUCUUCUACCAGCUUCUGUCAGGGAGGAAGCCAGAACUUACAGAGGCUCUGCUCCUGAAGCCCGAUCCAAAGCAGUAUGUGUGGGUGUGUCAGGGGGUCACUGUGGUGGACAACAUGGACGACGGGGAGGAACUGCUCCUCACUGAUGAAGCGUUUGAUGUCCUGGGCUUCACUCCCGAUGAGAAGUUGAGUGUAUACAAGCUGACUGGAGGCAUAAUGCACUUCGGCAACAUGAAGUUCAAACAGAAAGCCAGAGAGGAGCAGGCUGAUGUUGACUCUACUGAGGUGGCUGACAAAGUUGCCCACCUCAUGGCAAUUAACUCUGGUGAGCUGCAAAAAGGACUGACACGCCCCAGGGUGAAAGUUGGGAAUGAGUUUGUGACUAAAGGUCAAAACCAGGACCAGUGUGUGUACUCCAUUGGUGCUCUUGCCAAAGCCAUCUAUGACAGAAUGUUUAAAUGGAUGGUGACACGCAUAAACAAAACCCUGGACACCAAACUGCAACGACAGUAUUUCAUAGGAGUGCUGGACAUCGCAGGGUUUGAGAUAUUUGAUUUGAACAGCUUUGAACAGCUUUGCAUCAACUUCACCAACGAGAAGCUGCAGCAGUUCUUUAACCACCACAUGUUCGUGCUGGAGCAGGAGGAGUACAAGAAAGAGGGCAUCGACUGGGUCUUCAUCGACUUUGGUCUGGAUCUGCAGGCUUGCAUCGACCUGCUGGAGAAGCCCAUGGGGAUAUUCUCCAUCCUCGAAGAGCAGUGUGUGUUCCCAAAGGCGACUGACUCUACCUUCAAAGCGGCUCUCCAUGACAACCAUCUUGGAAAAUCCUCCAACUUCCUCAAGCCUAAAGGGGGAAAGAAAGGAUCGGAAGCACACUUUGAACUGGUGCACUAUGCCGGCACUGUUGGCUACAACAUAAGCGGCUGGCUAGAGAAGAAUAAAGACCCCCUGAAUGAGACCGUGGUGGGCCUGUUCCAGAAGUCGUCCAUGCCUCUCCUGGCCGUGCUCUUCAGAGAGGAAGAGACCACAGCCGGGUCUAAAAAACAAAAGAAGGGAUCCUCCUUCCAAACGGUCUCCAACUUCUACAGGGAACAGUUGAACAAGCUGAUGAGCACCCUUCGUAGCACUGCCCCUCACUUUGUCCGCUGCAUUGUACCAAAUGAGUUCAAGCAGUCAGGUGUGACAGACAAUCAUCUGAUCCUGCACCAGCUGGCUUGUAAUGGGGUUCUGGAGGGUAUCCGCAUCUGUAGGAAGGGGUUCCCCAACAGAAUGCAGUACCCUGAAUUCAAGCAGAGGUACUACAUCCUCAAUCCCAGCGUGAUGCCAAAGGGUUUUGUUGACAACAAGAAAGCAUCGGAACUCAUUCUAAGUUCAAUAGACCUUGACAGUAUGGAAUACCGUAUCGGGCAUACAAAGGUGUUUUUCCGAGCCGGUGUCCUGGCAAAGCUGGAGGACAUGCGUGAUGAACGGCUGACCAAGGUCAUCACUUUGUUCCAGGCGCGCCUCAGAGGUGCCCUCAUGAGGAUGGAGUUUAAGAAGAUGGUGGAUCGACGAAUUGCACUGAUGGCCAUCCAACGAAACGUGAGGAAGUUCCUUCAGUUGCGCUUCUGGGGAUGGUGGAAGCUCUACACCAGAGUAAAGCCCCUGCUUAUGGUGGCUCGUCAGGAGGAUAUCUUUAAGGCCAAAGAGGAGGAGCUGAGAGUGGCCUUGGAGAAAGUGAAGGUGAUGGAGGCAAAGAUCAAAGAUCUGGAUGAAAAGACAGUCACUCUGUCCCAGGAGAAGAGUGACUUGACCCUGGCAUUGUCUGCUGAUCUCCGUGAGCGUCUGGAGGAAGAGGAGGGGUCCUCAGCAGCUCUGCACAGCCAGAAGAGGCAACUUGAAGGAGAGAUGACUGAACUCAAGAGGGACCUGGAGUCUCUUGAAUCCACACUUGCCAAGAGUGAAAAGGAGAAACAGAGUUUAGAUUCUAAAGUGCGGACUCUGACUGGUGAACUGGACCAGAGGGAUGACACUGUGGCCAAGCUGCACAAAGAGAAGAGGUCUCUGGAGGAACUGCAACAGCUGGAGGACAGUUUGGAACAGGAGAAGAGGAUCAGGGCAGAGGUGGAGAAAGCCAGGAGAAAAGUAGAAGGCGAUCUGAAGAUGACCAUUGAAAACUUGAAUGAGAUGGAAAAUGCCAAGCUGGAUUUGGAAGAUGUCAUCAAGAAGAGAGACUUUGAGAUAAACAACAUGAAUGCAAAGCUGGAGGAUGAACAAGCGCUCAGCACAAUGCUCAGCCGUAAACUGAAAGAGCACCAGGCGCACAUUGAGGAGCUUGAGGAAGAGCUGGAAGCUGAACGGGCCAUGAGAGCCAAGGUGGAGAAGCAGCGGGCCGACCUGUCACGUGAUCUAGAGGACCUCAGUGACCGACUCGAAGAGGCGGGAGGAGCCACUGUUACUCAGAUUGAGCAGAACAGGAAGCGUGAGGCAGAGCUGCUGAAGCUAAGGCGCGAGCUGGAGGAGGCCGCGCUGCAGUCUGAGGCCACAGCAGCUGCCCUGAGGAGGAAGCACUCGGACGGGAUGGCUGAGCUCGGGGAGCAGCUGGAGAACCUGACCCGUCUCAAGGUCAAACUGGAGAAGGACAAGCUGAGCAUGAAAGCUGAGAUUGAAGACCUCAACUCCACGCUGGAGGCCACGCAUAAAGCAAAGGUGAACUCUGACGCUCACGCCCACAGGCUGGAGGACAAUCUUUCAGAGGCCAACGCUCGUCUGGCUGAGAUGGAGCGCACGCAAACAGAACUCAACACUGCCAAAAUCCACUUGACUGCUGAGAACAACGACCUGAGCAGGGACUUGGAGGAUGCGCAGAGUAAGCUGACCCAGGUGACCAGGCUGAAGGCCACACUCACCUUACAGGUGGAUGAGCUGAAGAGGCAGGUGGACGAGGAGAGCAAGGCCCGUAACACAGCAGUGAUCGGUCUGGCCAAUGCUCGUCAUGACCUGUCCCUGCUAAAGGAGCAGCUGGAAGAGGAGUCUGAGGCUAGAGGAGAGCUACAGCGCCUGGUGUCCAAACUCAACGCUGAUGUCACCACCUGGAGAACCAAAUACGAGACAGACGCCAUCCAUCGCACUGAGGAGCUGGAGGAAACCAAGCGCAAACUUGCUGUGCGUCUCCAAGAGGCAGAGGAGGCCGCUGAAGCAGCUCAAGCCAGGGCAGCCAGCCUGGAGAAGGUGAAGCAGAGACUGCAAGGUGAGGUGGAGGACCUCACCAUAGACCUAGAGAAGUCAAAUGCUGCUGCAGCUGCUUUGGAUAAGAAACAGCGAGUUUUUGACAAGAUGGCCGCCGAGUGGCACCAAAAGAAUGAGGAACUGCAGCUGGAGCUGGAGACCAGUCAGAAGGAAAGCCGCUCCUACAUGACAGAGCUGUACAAACUCAAGACUGCCUAUGAGGAGAGCCUCGAUCACUUGGAGACAAUACGCAAGGAGAACAAGUCCCUUUCAGAGGAGAUUAAGGAAUUAGUUGAUCAGCUUGGAGAAGGAGGCAGAAGUGUCCACGAGCUGCAGAAAGCCAAAAAGAAGCUGGAGGUGGAGAGGGAGGAGCUGCGAAUGGCUCUGGAGGAAGCAGAGGCUUGUCUGGAGGUGGAGGAGGGAAAACUGGUGCGAGUGCAGCUGGAGCUCGCUCAGGUCAAGGCUGACAUCGACCGCAGGAUCCAUGAGAAGGAGGAGGAGUUUGAGGUCACCAGAAAGAACCAUGCUCGUGCUCUUGAGUCGCUCCAAGCCAGCCUGGAGGCAGAGGCCAAAGGUCGUGCUGAGGCUCUAAGGAUGAAGAAGAAGAUGGAGACAGACUUAAAUGAAAUGGAGAUUCAGUUGGAGCAUGCAAACAGGAACAAUGCAGAACUGGUGAAAACCUUGAAGAAGCUGCAGCAGCAGAUCAAAGAUCUGCAGGUGCAGAUGGAUGAGGAUGGCAGGCUCCACGAUGAGCUCCGGGAGAAGUACAGUCUGCAGGAGCGCCGCUUAUGUCUCAUGCAAGCGGAGAUGGAAGAGCUCCGUGGAGGACUGGAGGCGUCUGAGAGGGCGCGGAAACAGAUCGAACAGGAGCUGGUGGACACCACAGAGAGGUUCCACGAGAUCAGCAUGCAGAAUCAGAGUUUGAUGGUGCUCAAAAGAAAACUGGAGGCAGACCUCACAAAACUUUCCACAGAGAAUGAAGAGCUCAUCUCAGAGUUUCGUGCUGCAGAUGAAAGAGCCAAGAAGGCUGUGACUGAUGCAACUCGUCUGUGUGAGGAGCUUCGCCAGGAGCAGGACCGCAGCUCCCACCUGGAAAAGGUGAAGAAGAACCAAGAGCAAAUUCUUAAAGAGCUCACUCUGAAACUAGAGGAAGCAGAGCAGCUGGCUCUGAAAGCAGGCAAACGAACUAUCCAGAAACUGGAGACCAAGAUUAAAGAGUUGGAGAAUGAGUUUGACCAGGAGCAGAAGCGACAUGGUGAAACCGUGAAAAACCUGCGCAAAGGAGAGCGUAGAAUGAAAGAAUUGAUCUUCCAGACGGAGGAGGACCACAAGACCAACCAGCGCAUGCAGGAGCUGGUGGAAAAACUGCAGAACAAGCUGAAGUCCUACAAGCGACAGAUAGAAGAUGCUGAGGAGCAGGCGAACAGCAGCCUCUCUAAAUACAGGAAAACUGUGCAUGAGCUGGAUGACGCAGAGGAGAGAGCUGAAAUGGCCGAAAUGGCUCUGAAUAAACUGCGAACCAGGAACCGAGCGUCCACAUCAAAGGGCUUCACCUCAGUGGAGAUUGUGCAGGUCACUAAACCAGCCGGUGGGGCACAGGGAGAUUAG
Messenger RNA from Knipowitschia caucasica, 5325 nucleotides. Lineage: Eukaryota; Metazoa; Chordata; Actinopteri; Gobiiformes; Gobiidae. The record is from the annotation of a GenBank genome assembly.